This is a messenger RNA of Carcharodon carcharias (great white shark), 2594 nucleotides long. RefSeq names its product paternally-expressed gene 3 protein-like. Lineage: Eukaryota; Metazoa; Chordata; Chondrichthyes; Lamniformes; Lamnidae. The transcript has 2 exons. The record is from RefSeq and is a predicted model, not a curated record. Bases 92 to 784 code for a protein of 230 amino acids.
ACUGCAAGGAGGCUCACAAAGAAACGUGAUCGACUCCAGACAAGAGGCUGCCAUCAGUGUUUCUUCAGUCCCAAGAAUUUUCCAAGGGGCGAUGAACCAAAUUUUGAAAGGAAUUCAGGGAGUCGUGUGCUAUUUGGAUGACAGACUUAUUUCAGCUCCAAGCAGACAUGCCCAUGGUGACCAGUCUCCAAACAGCCAGGCCCACGGUGACCAGUCUCCAAACAGCCAGGCCCACGGUGACCAGUCUCCAAACAGCCAGGCCCACGGUGACCAGUCUCCAAACAGCCAGGCCCACGGUGACCAGUCUCCAAACAGGCAGGCCCACGGUGACCAGUCUCCACACAGCCAGGCCCACGGUGACCAGUCUCCAAACAGCCAGGCCCACGGUGACCAGUCUCCAAACAGCCAGGCCCACGGUGACCAGUCUCCAAACAGCCAGGCCCACGGUGACCAGUCUCCAAACAGCCAGGCCCACGGUGACCAGUCUCCAAACAGCCAGGCCCACGGUGACCAGUCUCCAAACAGGAAGGCCCACGGUGACCAGUCUCCAAACAGCCAGGCCCACGGUGACCAGUCUCCAAACAGGCAGGCCCAGGCUGAUAAAGGCACUCUAAUGUUGGAAAAACAUGAAGUUUGGGCAAAGGCAUACAAAUACAAAAUGUUUCAAAACUCUGUAGAGUAUUUGAGUCACAGGGUAUACAAAGAUGGGUUACAUCCUACCAAGAGUAAGGUUCAAAUACACUUUCAGACUAUAUCUCUGAGCACAGAUCUUCUAUGGGCCUAGUGAAUUACUACACUAAAUUUGGCAACCUUAUUGCAUCCAUUGAAUGAAUUCUUGAAGAAGGGGGUUCUGUGGAAUUGUACAAGGGGAGUGUGACAAAGCAUUCCAGUUGUGUUAAAGUAAAUUGGUAGAUGGUAUAAUGCAGGUACAUUACAAUGUGUCCUAAAAGAUUAAGCCAGCAUUUGAUGCCUCUUCAUCCAGAGUAGCUGCUGUAAUCUCUUGUGUGUUGGAUAAUGGUGAGGAGAGACUAAUUACAUUUGCCUUAUUUACCCUCAGUGCCAGUGAGCGGAAUUAUGCUCAGAUUGAAUGUGAAGCACUGUCUUUGAUUUUUGGAGUAAGAAGACUUCAUAAAUACUUCUGUUUUGUAGUUUCACAAUCGAAACUGAUCAUAAGCCACUCAUGGCUAUUUUGAAUCCAAAGUCCCCAGUACCGACUUUAACUGCAGCCAGAAAGCAAAGAUGAGCUUUGAUUUUGUUUGCUUAUCAGUACGACAUUAAUCACAGAUGAUCGGAAGAUCAUUGUAAUGCUGAUGUGAUGUCUAGAUUCCCAUCCCCAUCAGAAGUAGACCCAACAGGGAAGAUGUGUUUUUCUUUUCACACAUAGAUGAGUUGCCAGUCACAGUGGAUGAUAUUAGCAGAACAACUCAUAGGGACCCUGCAUUGGCAAGGGUAUAUGCCUAUAUCACAAAUGGGUGGCCAACACAGAUACUGGAUUUAGAAAUCAGGCCAUUUUUUAUGCGUUAUAAUGUGUUGUCAGUUGAUAAUUAUUGUGUUAUGUAGGGAGCCAGAGUUGUAAUUCUCAAAAUUUUGGGUCAAGAAAGGAAGUAUUCUCUUGGGAAUAGGAAACAGGUUCUUAAGUUGGAUUUGUAAAUAAAUGAAAAAACAAGAAAUGUAUAUAAGUUGUCUGGAAUUUGAACAUUGUGUACUUUCUCAUUAAGGAGGGAGGAGUGUAAUAAUAUAAUAGUACCCUCUUGUGGCCAUUUGUGUAUAUAUAUAUAUAUAUAUAUAUAUCCAAAACUGGAUUAAACUAGUUUGUUGGUUACUUUGAACUCCAUUUGCUGUACACAGUCUCUUUUCUUUCCUGCAAAGAUGUCACAAUGGUUUCCUACCCCCAUAACACAACGACCUUCCUGGAAAGUACAUGUGUGGAUGUGGGGCCAAAUCAGGAUCAGAUGUGGCCAAGGUUACCCCAUUUGGUUGAAUAGCCAUUAACAUUGAUUGCCUGGGCCAGAAUGUUCGACUCCCGGUGAAAGAUUUAAGGGACACUUUGGCAUCUGCGUGAACUGUAAGGGUGGGGUUCCGCCAGAGCUGCGGGAGUAGGGAGCGCCGCCACACACUGAACUGAGCCCACACAUUCAGGAGAGAAGGGAGAAAAAUGCUAAGUAAAUUCCAGCACUUUUAUAUUCACUGCCCAAGAUGUAGGCCCGUACCUUAGUCCUCAGAAUUGUGUGGACAGAUCUUUUCUAUAUUACAACAGUGACUACACUUCAAAAGCACUUCAUUGGCUGAAAAGUGUUUUGAGACGUCCGACUGACAAGAAAAGCACUCUAUAAACGGAAGGCUGUUAUUCUUAUCUUUCUCUCUGAAGAUGGAGUGUUGUAAUUCUGAUGUUUUGUCAAUGGUAAAAUGGUUCAUUUGCGAUUAAUUUAAAAUUGCACUGUGCUGUAAUUUAUAAAUUUUUAUUUCAGGACUGAAAAAUUUCAUUCAAGUUUGUAUUUUUCUUAUUGGAUGAAUUUACUACAGUGUUUAAUUGCCAUGUAAUAGGGUAAAAUGACAAUUCAUCAGAAAUAAAAGGGACUAGUAAAAAUCAAAAA